ACCAACAUUUCGGCUCCUUCUAGACUGCUGGACUGCUGGACUGGGCUGUUAGAAAGUCCUCAGCUCUCUGAACGUCGAGACACGAAGAAACCAGUUCCUUUUCUCCCAGUUACCACAGACCACAGCGGCGUUGGGAUACAUUUAGUGUAACGUGUGGAUUGGUGAUUUUAUGGCCAAUUUGCUCUGGACCAACCUGGCGUGAUGUACCUCACUACCACAGACACCGAGUUUCACAUCAACUGAGUCGGUUUGGGGAAGAGAGCUGACGACCUGAGGAGGGGAAGAUGACAGCUCUAAUCCCAGCACUGCUUCUGCUGGCUGGCAUCUCUGUGGCAUUCACUCUGAAGGUGGUGUCGAAGAGAGGCUCAGUGGACGGCUGUACGGACUGGUCAGUGGACUAUCUGAAGUACCGGGUCCUGCACGGAGAGCCGGUGCGGAUCAAGUGUGCUCUGUUUUACGGCUACAUACGCGCUAACUACUCUCAGGCUCAGAGUUCAGGUCUCAGUCUGAUGUGGUACCGUAGCUCAGGCCUUGGUCACGGAGACUUUGAGGAGCCCAUCUCCUUCAACGGCCUGCGCAUGAGCAAAGAGGAGGACGCCAUCUGGUUCAGACCUGCCGAACUGCAGGACGCUGGCCUCUACUCCUGCGUGCUGAGGAACUCGACGUUCUGCAUGAAGGUGUCCAUGACUCUGCUGGUGGCUGAUAAUGACACAGCGGCCUGUUAUAACUCCAAACUUCGCUACACAGAAAAGGCCGAACUGGGCAAGAGCAAGGACAUCUCCUGCCCUGAUAUUCAGGACUAUGUCCAGUCUGGCCAAAUGCCACAGAUCACAUGGUACAAGGAAUGCAGUGAGUGGCAGUGGAGGACAAGUAUACUGCAAUCUGGAGACACGUUAUCCAUUCAGGAGGUGACGGAGGAGGAUAUUGGGAACUACACCUGUGAGAUACCCUUUGCAGGCUUCUUGGUGCGCCGCACCACCCACCUGAGUGUGACAGCUCCUUUGACUGAAGAGCCUCCAAAGAUUCUGUUCCCUCCUGAAAACAAGCUUCUCACCUUGGACAUGCAGAUGGGCUCUUCGGUCAAUCUGACGUGCCGUGCGUUCUUCGGCUACAGCGGCGAUGUCAGCCCUCUCGUGUACUGGAUGAAAGGGGAGAAGUUCAUCGAGGACAUGGACCAGAGCCGCAUCCGCGAGAGUGAUAUCAGGACUAUUCGGGAGCACCUGGGCGAGCAGGAAAUGUCCAUCACUUUGACCAUAGAUUCAUUAGAAGAAGGAGAUCUGGGCAAUUACUCGUGUUAUGCUGAGAACGGAAACGGAAGACGACAAGCAAGCAUACAGAUCAGCAAACGAGUGGAGCUGAUGUACACCAUGGAGCUGGCUGGGGGAUUAGGAGCCAUUUUGCUGCUGCUCGUGCUGCUGCUCUCAGUGUAUAAAUGCUACAGGAUUGAGCUGCUGCUCUGCUACAGACACCACUUCGGAGGAGAGGACUCGGAUGGCGGUCAUAAGGAGUAUGAUGCCUACCUGUCCUAUAGUAAAGUGGAACUAGAUCAGUGGGGGCAGGAGCUGCAGGAGGAGGAGCACUUUGCCCUGGAGAUCCUUCCUGAUGUUUUGGAAAAGCACUAUGGCUACAAACUCUUUAUCCCAGACAGAGAUCUCAUCCCCACCAGCAGUCUCAGCAGUGAACAUUACCAGGAUGAGACACAACUUGUUAGAGCAUACAUUGAGGAUGUGGCACGCUGUGUGGAGAUGAGCAAGCGUCUGAUUAUUGUACUGACUCCUGGCUAUGUGCUGAGGCGUGGCUGGAGCAUAUUCGAGAUGGAGUCGCGCCUUCGCAGCUCUCUAGUGUCAGGCGAGAUCAAGGUGAUCCUUAUCGAGUGCGCGGAGCUGCGUGGUAUCAUCAACUACCAGGAUGUGGAGGAACUCAAGCAGUCGAUCAAGUCUCUAACCGUGGUGCGCUGGAGUGGGCCAAAAAGCAACAAGCCUGGUUCACGUUUUUGGAAGCAGCUGCGCUAUGCUAUGCCAUGUCGUCGACCGCAGCCCAGCCUCCGCUCCCCCACGGUGGAUGCAGGAGAGCCCAACCCAUUUGCCCACCUGCACACGGUUUCGGCUAUCUCAGUGGCCACGGCGGCAUCCACAGCGGCCGCUCCAGCUCGCCCAGAGCUUCGGUCUGCGCUGCGCAGCUCGUACCGAGCGCAUUCUCUGGCAAGGCAGAAACACGCCCACUUCCGCAGCUAUGACUACGAGCUACCACUGGCUGCAGGGGCCACUCUGCCCGCACAGCCUACCUACUGCAACCUGCCACUUACGCUGCUGAACGGCCAGUGGUCAAGCACCAAGAGUCAGCACAGCCUGGAUGAGCCGCACGCCAACAACAAUGCCAUGCUGCCACUGCUGCCCCGUGAAACCAGCAUCUCCAGUGUCAUCUGGUGA
Molecule: messenger RNA, 2429 nt
Organism: Trichomycterus rosablanca
Lineage: Eukaryota; Metazoa; Chordata; Actinopteri; Siluriformes; Trichomycteridae
Gene: il1rapl1a
Product: interleukin 1 receptor accessory protein-like 1a
Exons: 12
Coding region: 285-2429 (714 amino acids)
Biological process (GO): signal transduction; negative regulation of exocytosis
Molecular function (GO): interleukin-1 receptor activity
Source: RefSeq, a predicted model, not a curated record